CCACCACCUGCAAACUUCCACACACCACAACCAAGCCGGUUCUCCGAGCAAAAGCCGCGUUUUAUGUCCGCACAAAUCGAGAACCUCAAGUCUUUCGACCCCUUCGCGGAAGCCGAUGAAGACACUGGCGAGACCAAGCAGUCGCAGAACUACAUCCACAUCCGUAUCCAACAGCGCAAUGGUCGCAAAACCUUGACUACAGUCCAAGGUCUGCCCAAGAAGUUCGACCAGAAGAAGAUCCUCAAGGUCAUCAAGAAGAAAUUCGCCUGCAAUGGCACCAUCGUCGUCGAUUCCGAGAUGGGCGAGGUGAUCCAGCUCCAGGGGGAUCAGCGCAAGGAUGUGCAAGAGUUUCUCAUCGACAAGAAGGAAGGUCUUGAGCUCGAUGCCAAGACCAUCAAAGUCCACGGUUUCUAGUCGUCUCUCAUCAUGAGACGACACAGGAUGCAAUGCAAAGCCCUCCCCGCUGUGCUUGUCUAUCGGCUCCCGCCAGCUUUUUUUUGAGCGUCGGACCAUGACAAACAAUCAAACAGCCAGCCAGCCAUGACCGGGUUGCCCCCAACUUUACUUGGGCGGCCUCCCCGUCACUCGCGACUGGACAUACGAUUCCGGACCAAAUCCAU
Messenger RNA from Dissoconium aciculare CBS 342.82, 620 nucleotides. Its product is annotated as eukaryotic translation initiation factor SUI1. Gene Ontology annotation, cellular component: eukaryotic 43S preinitiation complex. Gene Ontology annotation, biological process: translational initiation. The record is from RefSeq and is a predicted model, not a curated record. Gene Ontology annotation, molecular function: RNA binding; translation initiation factor activity; ribosomal small subunit binding. The coding region runs from base 64 to 414 and encodes 116 amino acids. The transcript is spliced from 3 exons. NCBI's taxonomy places the organism in Eukaryota, Fungi, Ascomycota, Dothideomycetes, Mycosphaerellales, Dissoconiaceae.